Messenger RNA from Cynara cardunculus var. scolymus (artichoke), 2804 nucleotides. RefSeq names its product casein kinase 1-like protein HD16. Gene Ontology annotation, biological process: signal transduction; endocytosis; peptidyl-serine phosphorylation. Gene Ontology annotation, cellular component: cytoplasm; nucleus. The transcript has 18 exons. The coding region runs from base 385 to 2490 and encodes 701 amino acids. Lineage: Eukaryota; Viridiplantae; Streptophyta; Magnoliopsida; Asterales; Asteraceae. Gene Ontology annotation, molecular function: protein serine/threonine kinase activity; ATP binding. The record is from RefSeq and is a predicted model, not a curated record.
GGGGGGGAGAGAGGGGAGAGCAGAGUGAGUGUGUGUAUAUAUAUAUACAUAAAAGUAUACGUAUGCAUAAGGGAUAGAGGGAGAAACACACCGAUAGCCGCAAGAAUCACAAAAAUACAUCGCAAAAUUUACGUGCUCUCAUCUCGAAUCUCUCUUCGCCUAAAUUGAUCAUAAAGGGGACGAAGAGGUAGGGGACGAAGAGGUAAACUGAAAAGAUCCGAGAGCCGAUCGACUCGUGAAAUUAGGUUUUCGUGUGUUGAAUGAUCAAGCAUUUGUCGCCGAUCAUCUAGAUUUUGCAGUUCCCGAGUUUCUUUUUAUAGUUAGUCAGAGGCUUAAAGGGGCUGCUUGGGGGAAAUGAGUUGGAUGUAAUUUGCAUGGGUGACGAUGCCACAACUGCGGAGUGGACCACGUAGAUCAAAACGGCUUGGAGAUAUUCAGCCUGCCGCUCAACCUGAAAAUAUUAUUGCACCUACACAAAUCAGAACCAGAAGGAAAACCGGUGGAGGAAGAGGAAGGGGUAAUGCUGCAGCUGACACCAAAGGGCCUUCAGCGGCAAUACCGGUGAGACCAAGUGCUGCUGGUAGAGGCAGAGGCAUUAGGUUGAUUGAUUUAGACCCGGAGCCACCUUGUGAGAUUGUUCCUAACACAGCUGCUGUUGGAGUUGUAGAACCUAUUGUUAACGGUGUUGCAGAUAAACUCGUUGCUAUGGAAGGUGGAAGUGCUGACAAAAUAAUGGGAGUGGAAGAAGAAGGAAAUACAACUCCUGUACCUGAGAAGGUACAAGUGGGUAAUUCUCCUACGUAUAAGACGGAAAGGAAGUUGGGUAAGGGUGGUUUUGGGCAAGUUUAUGUUGGUAGGAGGGUGACUGGUGGCACUGGUAGAACAGGCCCAGAUGCAAUUGAGGUAGCAUUGAAGUUUGAGCACCGUAAUAGUAAAGGUUGCAACUAUGGCCCUCCCUACGAGUGGCAAGUGUACGGCACAUUGAACGGAUGCUAUGGGAUUCCAUGGGUUCACUACAAGGGCCGGCAAGGUGAUUUUUACAUUCUGGUCAUGGACAUGCUUGGACCCAGUCUUUGGGAUGUUUGGAAUUCUUUAGGCCAAUCUAUGUCACCAAAUAUGGCGGCUUGCAUUGCUGUCGAGGCAAUAUCAAUUCUUGAAAAGCUUCAUUCAAAGGGGUUUGUGCAUGGAGACGUGAAACCAGAAAAUUUUCUACUUGGUCAACCUGGAUCAGUUGAUGAGAAGAAGCUAUAUCUUAUUGAUCUUGGUUUGGCAUCAAAAUGGAAAGAAUCAGCCAAUUUGCAUGUUGAAUAUGAUCAACGGCCAGAUAUUUUCAGAGGUACAAUAAGGUAUGCAAGUGUACAUGCACAUCUAGGUCGUACCGGUAGUAGAAGGGAUGACCUCGAGUCACUGGCAUACACAUUAAUAUUUCUCUUAAGGGGAAGGUUACCAUGGCAAGGCUACCAGGGAGACAACAAGAGUUUCCUUGUUUGUAAAAAGAAAAUGGCUACCUCACCUGAGCUGAUGUGUUGCUUUUGUCCUCCUCCAUUCAAAGAAUUCCUUGAAGAGGUUACAAGUAUGAAAUUUGAUGAGGAACCAAAAUAUGCUAAGCUCAUCUCUUUCUUUGAAACCCUUAUUGAACCAGUCACAUCAUUGAGACCAAUCAGGAUUGACGGCGCCCUCAAGGUUGGACAGAAGCGGGGUAGAUUGCUUAUAAAUUUGGAAGAAGAUGAACAACCAAAAAAGAAAGGUCGACUAGGUAGUCCUGCUACACAAUGGAUAUCAGUUUACAAUGCACGUCGCCCGAUGAAGCAAAGAUAUCACUACAAUGUUGCUGACUCAAGACUUCGCCAGCAUGUAGAGAAGGGAAAUGAAGAUGGUUUAUACAUCAGCUGUGUGGCGUCGGCUUCAAAUCUUUGGGCCCUAAUCAUGGAUGCAGGAACUGGUUUCUUUGCACAAGUUUAUGAACUAUCAUCCGUCUUUCUCCACAAGGAUUGGAUCAUGGAACAGUGGGAGAAGAAUUUUUACAUCACCUCAAUUGCUGGUGCUGCCAACGGAAGCUCUUUGGUUGUUAUGUCAAAAGGAACACCUUACAUCCAACAGUCCUAUAAAGUGAGCGAGUCAUUUCCAUUCAAGUGGAUCAGCAAAAAGUGGAAAGAAGGUUUUCAUGUCACUUCUAUGACGACAGCUGGCAGUCGCUGGGGUGUUGUGAUGUCCAGAAAUUCUGGAUACGCUGAACAGGUUGUAGAACUUGAUUUUCUGUACCCGAGUGAAGGAAUACACCGUCGAUGGGAAUAUGGUUACAGGAUUACAUCUAUAGCUGCUACAGCUGAUCAAGCAGCUUUCAUACUGAGUAUACCUAAACGCAAAAAGGUGGAUGAGACCCAAGAAACUCUGCGAACAUCUGCCUUUCCAAGCACUCAUGUGAAGCAGGAAAAAUGGUCAAAGAAUCUUUACAUUGCAUCCAUAUGUUAUGGUCGAACCGUUUGCUGAGUUGUGUUGGACGUGCACCUCGUUUUGCUGUGAAAAUUGAGAAAGGGAAUUUUUACGAGUUAUUUUGGGAAGGGAGGUUGGUUUUGGUAUAUGAGCAAAUGUAAAUCUCCCAGUUAUGCUUCUGCUGCUGCUGUAAAAUGGAAAGAGAGUUGUUAAUCGAAAGAAAGAGAAAUGUGUGCCAAGCAUGCGUUUUUAAGUUAAAAGACGCAUAUGACGAUGACUGCGAACAUGUGGUUUGUAGUCUCAGCUUUGGUUCAUGAUUGUUGUACUCUUUUAAGAUUUAUGGAAUGCCGAAAUCGAAAUUGGUCAGAGUA